Molecule: messenger RNA, 579 nt
Organism: Branchiostoma floridae (Florida lancelet)
Lineage: Eukaryota; Metazoa; Chordata; Leptocardii; Amphioxiformes; Branchiostomatidae
Product: autocrine proliferation repressor protein A-like
Exons: 2
Coding region: 154-579 (141 amino acids)
Source: RefSeq, a predicted model, not a curated record
UGUAUGUUACCUGUGUUCGUUCUUGUUUCAAAAGCAGGUCACAGGUACGUUUAAACAGACCUUUUGACCCCAACCUUUCACCUUUUGAUAUCAAACAAAGUCAUUUGGAGGCCAUUGUACAAACGAACUUCCAUAUCCCGUGCACCCACAGUUAUGUCUGCGGAGAGCGUUUGUUCGGUUCUGUCUCUACUGCUGUUUGUGGUGGUCAGUGUUCCGCCCGGUGUACUGACCACCCCGCUGGACGACUACGUCAACAAGCCGGACCCUCACUACUCCUACCACGAGGUGUUGGAAUGGCGUCUGAAGGGUCCCGGUUACACCAUGUACCUCCUCAACAUGACCUCACAGCAAUGGCUCACAGAAGAGGAAGUAAGCCGUCCGAUCUGGUGGCACUUCCUGACCGUCACUAUCCCAGACAACAUCACCCAUCCUGACGCCGCAUUUAUGUUCAUAGAGGGAGGAAGAAAUGACCGUAAGCACGGAAGGUAUAAUCAACAGCGUAACGUACCCUCGUUUUAUUACCUUCACGAAGAGGGUAUGUUUUUGGUGUCAUCUGUAUGUUUUGUGUGGACCGCAUAA